This is a messenger RNA of Xiphias gladius (swordfish), 3745 nucleotides long. It is a transcript of the gene mccc1, whose product is annotated as methylcrotonoyl-CoA carboxylase 1 (alpha). NCBI's taxonomy places the organism in Eukaryota, Metazoa, Chordata, Actinopteri, Istiophoriformes, Xiphiidae. The coding region runs from base 261 to 2411 and encodes 716 amino acids. The record is from RefSeq and is a predicted model, not a curated record. The transcript is spliced from 19 exons. Gene Ontology annotation, cellular component: mitochondrion. Gene Ontology annotation, molecular function: metal ion binding; ATP binding; methylcrotonoyl-CoA carboxylase activity.
AAAUAGUAAUACAGAAAUUAACUAGCGUGUGGUAGCGUUUGCCCGUGCACGCGUAACCUUCUAAAGCCCCGAACAUAUAUAUAUAUAUCUCCGGUUUAGGUUGAGCGGGCGGCCGCCAGUUAGAAUAGAGCCAAGCUGAAUAUCUGGGCGUUUAGCAAAUUACCACUUCGCCUUUUCCACGUUCAGCCGGUCAGUCAGUCAGUCAGUCAGUCAGUCAGAUAGAUAGCUAAGCUAGCAGCUAGCCUCGGCAGCUGGUAGCCAUGGCUGCAGUUAUUCUGAGUUUUCCCAGUCUGCAGGGUCUGAGGAUACUUACGCAAAAAUUAUCAUGGACCAAACGUGGCUUGAGGCUCGUCUCAGGAGGGGUGGGAAGGAUAGAGAAAGUGCUGAUUGCCAAUCGAGGAGAGAUCGCGUGCCGUGUGAUGCGCACAGCCAAGAAGAUGGGUGUCCGCUCUGUGGCGGUGUACAGCGAGGCAGACAGACACUCCAUGCAUGUGGCCAUGGCGGAUGAAGCCUACCACAUCGGUCCGCCGCCCUCCCAGCAGAGUUACCUCUGUAUGGAGAAGGUUUUGGAAGUGGCCAAGAAGUCUGGAUCACAUGCGGUCCACCCUGGAUAUGGCUUUCUAUCAGAAAACACAGAGUUUGCAGAGGCCUGUAAACAGGAAGGAAUAAUCUUCAUUGGGCCACCUUCCUCUGCCAUUCGAGACAUGGGCAUUAAGAGCACAUCCAAACACAUCAUGUCAGCCGCUGGGGUGCCAAUCAUUGGUGGUUACCAUGGAGAGGACCAGUCAAAUGAGAGGCUGCAAGCAGAGGCUGCCCGGAUUGGAUACCCUGUGAUGAUUAAAGCCGUCCGUGGAGGAGGAGGGAAGGGGAUGCGUAUUGCACGCUCGGACUCGGACUUCUUAGAGCAGUUGGAGUCAGCGAGACGAGAAGCCAGAAAAUCCUUCAACGAUGACGUCAUGCUGGUUGAGAAGUUUGUAGAGGACCCCAGACAUGUGGAGGUUCAGGUGUUCGGAGACAUGCAUGGUAACGCUGUCUAUCUGUUUGAGAGAGACUGCAGCGUCCAAAGGAGACACCAGAAGAUCAUAGAGGAAGCGCCAGGGCCUGGUAUUAGUCCUGAGGUUCGGAGGAAACUUGGAGAAGCAGCAGUUCGAGCAGCCAAGGCUGUCAACUAUGUAGGGGCAGGUACGGUUGAGUUUAUAAUGGACGCCCAUCAUAACUUCUACUUCAUGGAGAUGAACACCAGGCUGCAGGUGGAACAUCCCGUCUCUGAGAUGAUCACUGGAACCGACCUGGUGGAGUGGCAGCUCAGGGUGGCAGCAGGGGAGCGCCUGCCUCUCCUCCAGGAUGACAUCAUCUUGGGGGGGCACUCAUUUGAGGCUCGUAUCUACGCCGAGGACCCUAACAACGACUUCCUCCCAGGGGCGGGGCCUCUGCUCCACCUCUCCACCCCUCCACCAGAUCAACACACUCGCAUAGAGACCGGAGUCAGGGAAGGCGAUGAGGUGUCGGCACAUUACGACCCAAUGAUUGCCAAACUUGUGGUGUGGGGAGAGGACCGAUCAGCUGCCUUAAAGAAGCUGCGGUACUGCUUACGACAAUAUAAUAUCGUGGGACUGAACACCAACAUAGACUUUCUGCUGAGUCUUUCGGGCCACCCAGAGUUUGAGGCCGGAAACGUGAGCACAAGCUUCAUCCCCCAGCACUAUGCUGACCUCUUCCCCACUCCGAGUGCGCCUUCCGGGGCCACGAUCUGCCAGGCGGCCCUGGGUCUGGUGCUGCAAGAGAGGAAAAACACACAGGACUUCACACAAGCCUCCACCGACCCCUUCUCCCCAUUUGGCUCCAGCAGUGGCUGGAGGAACAACAUUCAGUUUAACAGAAAUAUGACACUACAGCUGGGAGACAAAAAAGUCGAUGUGGUCAUCAAGUAUAACAAAGAUGGAAGCUAUGGUAUGCAGAUUGGUGAGGAGGUGUACCAUGUGACUGGAGAGGUGGAGGUUGAGGGCGGAGCUUCCUUCCUGCACUGCUCUGUCAACGGAGAGAAGUCCCGUCCCAAACUGGUGAUCCUGGACAACGAGGUCCACCUGUUCUCCACGGAGGGAAGCUCCCAGCUGUCUGUUCCAGUGCCCAAGCAUCUGGCUGGUGUGAGCGGCUCGGGGGCUCAGGGUGGAGCUGUGGCCCCCAUGACUGGAACUAUCGAGAAGGUGCUGGUGAAGGCUGGAGAUAAAGUGACUGUAGGAGACCCUCUGAUGGUCAUGAUCGCCAUGAAGAUGGAGCACACGAUCCGGGCCCCCAAGUCCGGCGUGAUCAAGAAGGUCUUCUUCAGCGAGGGCUCUCAGGCCAAUCGCCACGCCCCUCUGGUCGAACUGGAGGAGGAGGGGGAGGUAGACGGGGACGGUGGCAGCCAGUAGAUAUAAGCAACCAGAAAUACGCAGAGACAGGUAGGAGAAGGCCGGAACAAGCUACUGUGUCAACUGCAGCGUCCAGCGUUAGAUAAAUAUUUCUUAAAAUGCACGUCAGGACCUGAAUCACCCAUUUGAGUGAGUCUGGUCCAGUCUGGAAUGGAUGAGACCCAUACUCUGACCCUUGGUCCCUGGGUUGAUCUUGGGUCAGUGGGUAAACACUACGAAGAUCUGUAAUCGUUGCCUUUCACACAGCAGAGUAUUGCCUUUAUGUUGACUGUAUUGUCUGUUUCCGCUUUUCUUUCUUGUGUUUAUAUGUUGCCGUUAUAAGUGAAUCCGGCUUUUCUUCCUCUGUGUUUGCAAAUUUGUUUUUGUUUUUUUUCUCCCAAGUCUCUCCUCCCUGCGUUGAAUCCUGUCAGUGGAGUAGUGUUUGUUGGGGAUUUGUGGAGUCUUGUCCUUUUUGUUCAGUACAAUUUAACGCACCACAGUGCCGAUGAAGUAGAGCCUCCUUUCUAUGCACACUGUGUGUACUUCUUUACACGAACACGGUGACAAAACUAACUGGUCUCUGUGUAUGAGCAAAUUCGAGGCAGAAGGUAUUAAGUAGGUGGGAUGUUAAAUGAGACAUUUGACAAAAAGAAAUUGGGAUAAUUAUGCCGUAGUGGAUUAGGAAAAGUUACUGAUAACUGUGGGCAAAUGUUUCAUUUACAUGACCUUAAAAUAUUCCUCCCUCAUCCCCACAUGUUGCACUAUGACUGGGAAAAACAACCAUGAUUUUAUUGUCACUGCCUGUCCAACCCAUGUACCUCAAAGUUAGAUUUUUUUCCUACAUUUACUGAUAAGCUGAAGGGUUAACACUCUCCUUUAUAAGGUGAGAAACUCUCAUACCACUUGUAUAUAUUAAAUAACUCUGCCAAUAUUAAAAAAAAAAAAAAAUGCAUUGUUACUUAGGUGAGAACAAGACUGAUUUUCUUAAUCAUUAAAAACUGACAUUUUUAAGCUAUAUGGUUUUCAGUGAGCAGUGACAAAGAGAGAAUAACGGUUGGAUGUACAUUUAAUAUUUUUUUAGUGUGGGAAAAUAUUUCGUACUGGGGGUUUUGCCAUUCAAAAUCCACAUUCUGUCUUUACAGACUGACUAGAAACUCUAUCAUUUGUCCCACAGCCCUUAAAAGAAAAGCUUUGGUUUAACCUAUGUUGAGGAACGUAAAACGUGGCACUUAGGAGGAAGGCCUUAUGAAGUGAGAGGCACAAAACCACUCCAAAAUGAAAUAAAGUCACAUUUGCGGUAUUUUUGUGACCAGAUUUGGCUCAGGGUUCCCAAAAAAAAAAAAAACCCUUUUGAA